Cuscuta europaea is the source of this 3550-nucleotide messenger RNA. Lineage: Eukaryota; Viridiplantae; Streptophyta; Magnoliopsida; Solanales; Convolvulaceae. The record is from the annotation of a GenBank genome assembly.
GUCGUCCUCAUUUCCCCUGAAGGAUUCAGAGUCUAUUAUGCCAUCCGCUUCAACUUCAAGGUAUCCAACAACGAAGACGAGUAUGAGGCCCUCCUCAGCGGCCUCAGACUCGCCGCCGGCCUCAAAGUGCGACACAUCAAAAUAAAGUGCGACUCCAAGCUAGUCGUGGGCCAGGUCGAGGGCUCAUACGAGGCCAAGGAAGGGACGCUGAGACAGUUCAAGCAGGUGGCCGAGGAGCUGCUCAAGGCAUUUGAAACCCAUGAGAUCACUCAGAUCCCAAGGGCGGAGAAUGCUGAAGCCGACAUCCUCUCCAAGCUCAGCACUGAUGAUACGCUUGUAAUUUCCAUUUGUAUGUUUGUGUUUUUAAUUAGUUUUGAUUGAUUUUUACUUUGGAAAUUACACAUUUUUGGUGUAAUAGUUUAGUUUGUUAAAUUCUUGUAAAUUGUUUAGAUUAGGUUUAUUCUGAGCUCAAACAGGUCUUGAUCAACUCAAAGGACAGUUGGUGAAACCCAAAAGUGGAAGGAAGGUGCAAAAAAUCAAAAGAAAGAAGAUCCUGAUUUUGUGGUCUAUACCCGGUCGAGUAUGACCUAUACUCGAUCGGGUAUCUUGUUGAAAUCUCAAAUCGGAUCAGAUCCGAAAACAAAGGAUCAUGCAGAGAAGAUUCGGACCACGAUCGAAUGUCCAUACCCGAUCGGGUACACCGACACACCCGAUCGGGUAUCUCUUCAAAUACAAACCCGAACUCGGUCGAGUAUGCCCCGGAUCUGAAGUUAUAAGCAUACUCGACCGGGUACAAAGGUAUACUCGAUCGGGUAUGCUUAUGAAAUUUCCCCUUUGAUCGAUCGAGUAUACCUCGAAUUUGAGGUAUUACACAUACCCGAUCGGGUAACUUGUAUAUACCCGAUCGGGUACCCGAGUUGCAUCUCAAAAAUCUAUAAAUACACCCCCUUUCCUUCACAAUUAGAUAUCCAAUUCCUUUAUACAUCUUAGCUCAGUCUAGAAUAGUUCUUUCUUUAUAUUUUCUUCAUGUUUAGUCUCCAAAUGAGGAGCUAAACUCUUCCAUCUUGGUUUUGCUAUUUUGAAGCUUAAUGAUUUGUAAGUUGUGAGUUAUUUUCUUUAAUCUUCUUCCUUGAAUUUUAAUUCUUUCCUAUUCAUAUUCCAUAUUAAUAUUUUGAGCAUUACUUAAAGUAUCAACUAGUUUUGUUUCUUAUAUUAAUUAUUACUAGAAUCAAUCGGUUAAUACGCUUGUUAUUAAUCCGGUUCUUUCAACAGUAGUAAACUUGGAUUAUUAAUGCAUGCAUCUCAUGGUUAAUAUGCCAAGGGAAAUCAACUAUAUUGAUUAAACCAAUAAACCACUUGUGUUGGGGUUAUCAAUCUCAAUCGUUUUCAUCUUAAGUUUAUUGCUACUAUCAAGUUAAUAUACGGCGCUUGUUCUAUAUUGACUCGAUAGUAAGUUUUAUUAAUGAACGCAUCUCGUUAUUAAUAACUACCCUCGAUGAACUAGAUAUACUCCUCGAUUGAGUAUUCGAGAGGAAGAUAGUUAAAGAUAUAAUCGGGAUCGACGAACAUUUCAUUAAGUGGAUAAAAGCAAAACCAAGUCCUCAUCUCUAUUAAUUAAACCACAUAAGUUGUUCAUCUUAGUGUUAAUUAAAUUAAAUUAAAUCAAACUCAACCCCCCCUGUUACUCAUUAUAUAAAAGAAAAGUAUUCUUUUCCCUGUGGACAAAGAUGAUCGGGGAAGCAAAAUUUAGCUCCUCCCAACUGUAUAUUAGUCAUGUCCAACAUCCCGUCCUCCGAUUAUUCUUGAAAUUUCUUGCCAAUUGCUUGCUUGGACGUCCCAACAACCAUCACACUAGGAUGUGGGAUGUAUGCUUGAUGUCUGUAGCCCUAUUCCGUGUUCAUGUGGACUUUAAUAUGUGCAAUCUUAUGUGGGCACAUCUGAAAAAGGAAAGUGCAGCCAAGGGGACUAUUGUUGUGGGUGGGGUGAUUAUGCACUUAGCCACCAAGUUCGGGUAUACGGAUAACUCUCCUAUACCCGACUAUUGUUUGAUGAACAUCUCUUGGUUAGGCCAUUCGGGAUGCACAGCCUUUUCCCAUACAGUUUAUGGUGGUGAACGACCAAAAAACAUAUAUAACUGGCUCAUACACCCCAAGCCUCUCAAAUACUUCUUCCUACCUAACCAAGAACUUCCCAAACUGCGCUACAAAGAAGCGGUAGAGGUGCCCCAUUACCUAUUCCCACACGCCCUUCCACCGCAUCUCCAAGAACCGGAACAAGAACCUCACCAAUACCAACCCGAGUACGAGCCUUAUGCUGAACCCCAUGGCCAUGGACGCUGACAUUCCCGAGCAAACUCAAAACCCUCCACCACCCAACUUCUUCCAACAACUUUUGGAGGGUCAACAACAACUGCUUGCGAGGUACAAUCAAAUGAACACAAACUACAUGGCCAUGGGAGAACGGCUCGACCAAAUGCAGGAGGAGCAAAUGGUGGGUUUUCAACUGUUGGAGGAGCUCCGGGAAGCCGACAGGAAUCGGUAUGAAGAAGAUCAAUGUAGGUUCUACGGACCUAUGUACUCUUACAUGGCCCAGCAGGGAUCUUUUCAGACCAUGGCAAACCCCCCUCCACCACCCUCGUGGUAUGACCCCACUCAUUGGGGUAACUUUGGAGGAUCUAGCUCCGGGGGUGGAGGGUAGGAUGGCGGAGAUGGCGGGGACACAUACAUGGGAGAUGACAGGCAGGGGAGAGGCUUCGAGGCAGCUACUACGGCAGGCACUAGGGACAGUGCUUGGCCUAAGUGUGGGGGGAGACUCUUAUGGCACUCAUUUCAUCUCCUUGGAGGAAAAGAAGAGUCAAGAAGAAGAGGAAGAAGAAGAGAGGAUGAGAAGAGAAGAUGAGCACUAGAAGGCCAUAAAACCCAAGAUAUUAUUUGUAAAUUGAACUUAAAACUCAUAUUUUAUCCUUGGUGGUCUUUGUGCUUUUAUCUUGUAAAAUUGUUGAAACUUUGGAAAACUUAAACACUUGUGAACAUUUGACUUUACUCGAGGACGAGUAAAGAAACUAAGUGUGCGGGAGUUGAUACGCUUGUAAUUUCCAUUUGUAUGUUUGUGUUUUUAAUUAGUUUUGAUUGAUUUUUACUUUGGAAAUUACACACUUUUGGUGUAAUAGUUUAGUUUGUUAAAUUCUUGUAAAUUGUUUAGAUUAGGUUUAUUCUGAGCUCAAACAGGUCUUGAUCAACUCAAAGGAAAGUUGGUGAAACCCAAAAGUGGAAGGAAGGUGCAAAAAAUCAAAAGAAAGAAGAUCCUGAUUUUUUGGUCUAUACCCGGUCGAGUAUGACCUAUACUCGAUCGAGUAUCUUGUUGAAAUCUCAAAUCGGAUCAGAUCCGAAGACAAAGGAUCAUGCAGAGAAGAUUCGGACCACGAUCGAAUGUCCAUACCCGAUCGGGUACACCGACACACUCGAUCGGGUAUCUCUUCAAAUACAAACCCGAACUCGGUCGAGUAUGCCCCGGAUAUGAAGUUAUAAGCAUACUCGACCGGGUACAAAGG